Messenger RNA from Yamadazyma jaroonii, 606 nucleotides. Lineage: Eukaryota; Fungi; Ascomycota; Pichiomycetes; Serinales; Debaryomycetaceae. The record is from the annotation of a GenBank genome assembly.
AUGAGAGUUUAUCAAUGUCAUUUUUGUUCAUCACCAGUGUACCCACUUCAUGGUAUGAUGUUUGUUAGAAAUGAUGCUAAAGAAUUUAGAUUCUGUCGUUCUAAAUGUCACAAAGCUUUCAAACAACGUAGAAAUCCACGUAAAUUAAGAUGGACCAAAGCUUUCAGAAAAGCUGCUGGUAAAGAAUUGGUGGUCGAUUCUACUUUGACUUUUGCUUCCAGAAGAAAUGUUCCAGUCAGAUAUAAUAGAGAUUUAGUUGCCACCACAUUACAAGCUAUGUCAAGAGUUGAAGAAAUCAGACAAAAGAGAGAAAGAGCUUUCUAUAAGAAUAGAAUGAAGGGUAAUAAAGAAAACGAUUUAGCAUUAGACAGAAAAUUAGUUGAAUCUAACCCUGAAUUACUUAAGAUGAGAGAAGUUGAAUUAAGAAGAAAAGCCGAAAGAAAAGCUGCUAAAGAAGCUUCUAUGGAUGUUGAAGAAGAUAUCGAUGUUGAAUCUUCUGAAGAAGAUAUGAUGAGUAUGAGUGAAGAUGAAAGUGAAGAAGAAUCAGGUAAAGUUAAACAAAAGGUUUUAUUAAAAAACAAAAGAAAAGUCAAACGUUCAGCAUAG